Molecule: messenger RNA, 796 nt
Organism: Cyanistes caeruleus (blue tit)
Lineage: Eukaryota; Metazoa; Chordata; Aves; Passeriformes; Paridae
Source: RefSeq, a predicted model, not a curated record
AUGCCUAAAGUCGUUCUAAUUCUGUCCGUCUCAAGGCCGUUUUCAUCUUGGUACAUCACUUAUCUUCCAAACUACAUCCUGUACCUCAAUUUAAACAGAGCUUUAAUAACAGUUACAAUUCAGCUAGGAGGAAUUAAUUCCAUUUAUUACACUGGACAUCAGCUGGUCCCAGUUGAGGGUGAAAGGGCACUUGUAUGCAUGGGCACGCUGCAGGCCGUGAGGCCGCGGCCGCCAUUACCCGCCGCAUGCCCGCCAUGGCCUCAGGCCGCCUUCCCCUCAUGGCUCCUUCCCCUCCUCACACCGGCCCCGUCUCGUCCUGCAGGGAAGUGCCGAGGCCUCCGCACCGCUCGGAAGCUGCGCAGCCACCGCCGGGACCAGAAGUGGCACGACAAGCAGUACAAGAAGGCGCACUUGGGCACGGCGCUGAAGGCCAACCCCUUCGGGGGCGCUUCCCACGCCAAGGGCAUCGUCCUGGAGAAAGUGGGGGUGGAAGCCAAGCAGCCCAACUCUGCCAUCAGGAAAUGUGUCAGGGUGCAGCUCAUUAAGAACGGCAAAAAAAUCACAGCUUUUGUCCCCAACGAUGGCUGCCUGAACUUCAUCGAGGAGAACGACGAGGUGCUGGUGGCCGGCUUUGGGCGCAAGGGCCACGCCGUGGGGGACAUCCCAGGCGUGCGCUUCAAGGUGGUCAAGGUGGCCAACGUGUCCCUGCUGGCCCUCUACAAGGGCAAGAAGGAGAGACCCAGGUCGUAAAUCGUCACCACUCUGACAAGAACAACAAUAAAAUACUUUUAAAGGA